Eutrema salsugineum is the source of this 2073-nucleotide messenger RNA. RefSeq lists its product as uncharacterized. Lineage: Eukaryota; Viridiplantae; Streptophyta; Magnoliopsida; Brassicales; Brassicaceae. The record is from RefSeq and is a predicted model, not a curated record. Bases 1 to 2073 code for a protein of 690 amino acids. The transcript is spliced from 3 exons.
AUGGCAUCCCGAGGCGCUUCCACAUCUGGGCGAGGACCAAGAGUUAAGAGACAAAAACCUGACCCGCCUGGCUCUACGCUUUGCUCCCUCGAGUCGCUCGAGGCGUUGAGGCAUCGCUUCGGGAUAUCUGAGGCGGUGGAGUUUGUCGUUCCAGAGAAGAGCGACCGAGCCGACAAGCCUCCAGAGAAUCAUUUUACUCUGUACGAUGCGUUCUUCGAGCUUUGCUUCCUCUGGUUCUCGAUCCCCGGAGUGAUCCUUGAAUAUCUCUGGAAACACGAGAUCUCGAUUGGGCAAAUCAUGCUGAGGGGAUUACGGCAUAUGAUUGGCAUCUUAGUUCGAAGCUUCGAGUGCGGAGUUGACAUCGAGCUGAAUCACCUGCUGAACUUGCUGGAAAUCCGGAAAGCUCCGAAGGGAAAUAGAUACUAUAUUUCCAACACGGCGAAACGACGGAUCAUCGGCGGUUUUCCCAGAAAGGAUCAGUUUUGGACUGAACGUUUCUUCUACGUCUUAGUGAACGAGGCGUCGGUCGGCGAGAAUUACGUCCAAAGAACCAAGACCGCUUGGGGACCACUUGGUAGCCGACCCAAAGCUUUGCCUCGGCUCGGAACUGUUUUUGUGCUAUCUUCCCCCGAUUCCCGACGACCUCUUUACUGUUCGAGACUCUCUUUCGGUGCGGAAGGUGAAUUGGAGAAAGAACUUCACCCUCGAAAGAGUAGAAAAAGCGCGAGCCUCCUUGCCGGAGUCCCCGUCAGUUCUUCGUCCUCAAUUUCUUUGAGAGAUACCCGUGAGAAGAUGGUGGUAAUCGCCCUUAGAGAAAGGAAGAGGCGCGAGGAAGAGAAAGCCGCUAGACGAGCUGCCGAGGCGGCUCACGCGCAAACCGAGGCGGUUCCAGCACAAACCGAGGCGGUUCUGGCGCAAGCCGAGGCGGUCUCAGCGCAGAUCGAGGCCGUCCUUCAACCCGACCCUCCGAGCCGGGAAGGGGAUGUGAUGAUCCGAGCCGCAGAAGGCGACACUGCCGAGGCGGCUGAGAAAGAUGUAGUGCUCGAGGUGGAAACGGGCGAAAUUAUCCCCGAGGUGUCCGGGGACGGCUUGGCGGCACGGAGUAAGACUCCUUCGCAAUCCGCCAUCCUGGCCCUCCCGAAGUCAACGAGGCCACCGACUUCGGUUGUCCAAAAGCAUGACUCUAGCCGAAAACGUUCGGCUACUGACAAGGGGAAAUGCGUCGCCGUUCAGAAGGACGAGCCGUCCAAGAAGAGGCGGAAACCGACGCCCGGGACCCCGCCGCGCGUUCGUUCUCUGCAGUUUGUCGCGGCCAUUAACGACCUGAUGGCCGAGUAUGAGGCAGAUCUGUCUAAGGUCGAGCGUCGUUUGGACGAGGCCCGAAAUGAGACCGCGGCGUCAAAGGUGAAGCUGGAAGAGGUGCCAAACGAAGCCACGACAGCGAAGGGGAAACUCACCGAGGCGAUGACCCGAGUGUCGAGGUUGGAAGAGGAGAAGAUAGUUCUCCGAGCAGGCGUCAACAAAGUUUCCGCCUCGGUGAUUCGCCUGGAGGAAGCAAUGAGAGCCAAAAGCGCCGAGGUGGCGUUGCUUAAAAGGCGUAUCGAGGCCAAGGAUGCGCUGUUCGAAGCCAAGGUCAAACACGCGAAGAAGGAGGCGAGGAGCGAGCUGACUGCGAAGUUUCAGGAACGCCUCGCCAAGGUGGAGGAGGGUUUGGUCAAGCUCGAGAAGGCCAAAAAUGAUGAGAACGAUCUGGGACAGAUCAAGGGCAAUCUUGCGAUGAUUGCCGACCUGAAGAAGCCGGACGCCCUGACGCUUGACGACGAGGAGGCGAAGUUGAAAAGCUGGGAGAGUGAGUAUGCCGACGACGAGGCGUACGAGCGUAUUGCUUCCGAGAUUCGGGGCAAGCUGUAUUACUCUCCAGUAUCGCCGGACUCGGUCGACACCACCCUCGGCAACGAGCCGCUCGAAGAGACAGCGGCCAACUUAGGCGUGGUAGAUCCAAACAGAUCAAACGCGGGCACGCCAGUCCUCUCGAACCUCCUCGCCGAACGUGAGACGCAGUCCGCGGCCUGA